Molecule: messenger RNA, 1731 nt
Organism: Microstroma glucosiphilum
Lineage: Eukaryota; Fungi; Basidiomycota; Exobasidiomycetes; Microstromatales; Microstromataceae
Exons: 3
Coding region: 4-1473 (489 amino acids)
Biological process (GO): regulation of DNA-templated transcription
Molecular function (GO): DNA-binding transcription factor activity
Source: RefSeq, a predicted model, not a curated record
GAUAUGGAUGAAGAAGACGAGAGGGAUAUCAGGCGACGAGGCCAGGUCAGAGCAGCUCAAGGCAGGUUUCGAGUCCGUCAAGAACGGGAAAUGAAGGAGCUCCGGGAAAGAUCGACUUUACAAGCCGGUGUCAUCGCGGAGCUACGCAUGGAAAUUGAAUGUUUGCGACAGCAAUUGUCACAUCACGAAAACGAUUUGGUAGUCCCUCGGACGAUCCUGCCCGAUCCUGCCUGGCUAGCACCUCCGCCCCCUCCGAGAAAGAAGCGACGAGGCCGAGCUGCGGCGGCUCAAAACAACGAUGACCCUGUCCCAGGACCCUUGAACGACAUGGACGGUGCAGACGGAGCUGCUUACCGUCAGGUAGUCCAUCAAGAUCGCAGCUUUCGACGACCGAAUGAAGAGGUCAACCCUCUUGCCACUUGGUCACCUCAAGCUGAUGCAGGCCAACACAAUCAGUGGGCUGACAUCAACCGAUGGCGAGAUGCAAUCCUCAACCAACCUUCUGCUCCGGGCUUUGAGGCUUUUGGCCAGCCUGCUGCAUGCCAGCCGCAGAACAGAAGAGAGUCCUGGCAGCCCUUGCCUGGCAAUUACCAAGAGUCUCUGCCAGGGCCGGGCCUUGAACGGAACAGUGCCAGCGUCCCGAACCUGCGAUUAGAUUUACCCUCAUCCCGAAAGCCGGACAUAGUACAGUCUGCGCCGCUCUCUGCUGCCACGACGCCCACCUGGACCUCGAGUGGCUCGCAACGACGCAAUGAGCGAUCCAUUGCCGAUCGUACCUCCACCCCUUUUGAGCUUGCACUCAGAGCCGCUGCCGCCCAGACUGGCGGACAACUGGGAGCCGGGUCUACCUGGUCAUCAAAAGCCUUUGACUCCCGCUCGACCAGGAGAGACAGAGCUGCGACAACGGCCUCUGCUCCUGUCCCCUCAGCGCCUUCUUCCAGCACACCGAUGCUUGGCAAUGAGAGACUAGGGUUUCGCUCUGCUUCUGCCGGCAAUGUAUACAUGAUGGACAAUACUCUAGGCCUCAACAUCAACGUGGCCAACGGGGCUGGUCCAUCUAGCCAGCCAUACUUUCCCAGCAUUAAUGAAGCGAAUGGAGCUGGACCUUCUUAUCAGCCUUACCACCGCAGUAUCAAUGACCUCAAUGGCGCUGGACCUUCAAGCCACCCAUUCCCCUCAUAUCCGGCUUUGCAGGGCAACUAUCGACCAGUGCCAACCUCCGUGAUGCCCGCGCAAGAUGAAAGCAUCCCGCCUCCUGACCUCCCAGGCAGCAACGGAAACUACGGCCUUGUCGCGCCUGCGGACAGCACACUGGUCACACCUAACACUGAUACUGGCGCCUUCACUGGUAUCCAAGCCCCCUGUACCAGUGAAGAAGAGCGAGAGCGGGACAGGCAGACCGAGGCUGCGCUCGCCGAGGCAUUGUCGUACGAUGCCGCAGCGUUCCCUUUGAACAAUUUGCACCCCCCUUGACUCAAUCUAGAUCUUCAUCAGACAAAGCCAGCUGGCAUUUUGAGCAUUCGUAGGGAUGGGUGAAGGGCUACGCCGGUCCAAAAGGUCGGGUUCUAUCGAAUUUUUCUUUAGCCCCGGCGUAAGUGCAUGUCAUCUAUGUCAUCCAAUUGUGAAUGUGGCACCCACAAUGUAUUUCCACUACGCUUACUUUCUGAAUUGGUGGUGCCGCAUAGCGCAUACGAGAUGUCCAACCUGCUUUUGGUUCUUUGCGUGACACUC